This is a messenger RNA of Spodoptera littoralis (African cotton leafworm), 1116 nucleotides long. NCBI's taxonomy places the organism in Eukaryota, Metazoa, Arthropoda, Insecta, Lepidoptera, Noctuidae. The record is from the annotation of a GenBank genome assembly.
GAUAAACAAUCAAACAUGCAUAAUUUCUGCAUAAACUUGCAACGUUGCUGCUUUUACGUGCCGCCGACGCCGCCGACGCCGACGAGUAUCGCCAAUGAAGACUUGAAGGAAGCACUUAAGCAUCACAUAUUGUCUCCAGAAAGGAUGUGGACUCUUGGCUAUCCAGUGGAACUGGAGCCAAACUCUUCGAAGGCAGUAGUGUAUAUUAAUCCGCCGCCUCGACCUAGACCUCUGCCUACCCAUUGGAAUGUCAACGCUCCGGAGUUUGUACCCGGUUCACAGGGUGACAGCGGUCGUGGGUCAUGGGAUACGACUCCACGAUCCGACAGUGACGAAGAAGUCGACACCGUAGAACAUACCUGUGUGAGAUGUGAUAGACAGUUUCAAAUGACAGCCGAUGGAGAAUUUACGAAAUUUGAUACUUGUAUUUACCAUUGGGGACGUGUGAGUGAGAGUCGUUACUCGUGUUGCAAGUCAUUAGUGGGUUCUAAAGGCUGCACCGUAGCCCGAUUUCAUGUGUGGAGUGGCACUCGUCCUGGAAUGAAUGGGCCCCUCGAAGGAUACGUACGAGCCCGUUCGCGUCGCGGUGGCGUCUACGCCUUGGACACAGAAAUGUGUUACACGAGUGCAGGUUUGGAAUUAGCCAGUGUUGCGGUCAUCGCCGCUGAUGGACAACUAGUGUACCAAGAAUUCGUAAAACCGAGUUCACCGGUAGUGGAUGCCAAUACUCGUUUCUCCGGCAUCAGGCCGCGCGACUUGGCGCUCGCGACUAAGACGUUGAGAGACGUUCAAGAUGAUAUUCUUGAAUUCGUGGGUACUGACACAAUCCUCAUUGGUCAUGCCCUCGAAAAUGACCUGCGUGCACUAAAACUUUUACAUAGCGCAGUGGUGGAUACGUGUGCAAUGUAUCCUCAUCCUCGGAGUUUUCCCAUGCGAAGAUCAUUGCGGGCUCUCUCCGAGGAGGUGCUGGGCCGCAUGAUCCAGUGCGGAAGCGCCGGUCACUCUCCUGUAGAAGACGCACGAACGGCGCUAGACUUAGUGCUAAUGAAAUUAUACGAAGAACGAGCAAGCCGCGCCAUACUGCAGCCGUACGAUCCGCUAAUUAGUGGUAUUUGA